This is a messenger RNA of Solanum dulcamara, 1962 nucleotides long. Its product is annotated as protein BIG GRAIN 1-like A. The record is from RefSeq and is a predicted model, not a curated record. Bases 719 to 1858 code for a protein of 379 amino acids. Gene Ontology annotation, biological process: auxin-activated signaling pathway. Lineage: Eukaryota; Viridiplantae; Streptophyta; Magnoliopsida; Solanales; Solanaceae. The transcript has a single exon.
GAUACAUGCAUCAUUUUAGGGUUGAAAUGUUUAAUAGAAAUAAAUGUGUAAGGUGUCUAUGUGAAUUUCGCAGACAACUCUUAGAUAACCUAAUGAUCAACAAUCUCUUUCAACCCAUUUUGGCUUUUCCUCCAGUCGAGUAUACUACUGCAACAGCAACAUGACUUCUACCAAGGGGGUAAUUUUCACAUUAUAUCUAGUACUUUUUUGAGCAAAUUUCCUUUUCUCAUUGGCCUUAUAUCUCCUCUAUCAAAAUAAUUGGUAAAAAAAAACAAAACGUGUGGUAUGUCAUGAUACUGCUGGUAGAAGUUUAGCAGUAUGCUCAUUUAUAUUCCACCCCUGCAGCUUGGAGAUACAAGUGCUACUGAAAUAAUAAUAACAGCCUCUGGAGAAAGAAGUAUUUGAAUAUUGAGCAAUCAACACUUUUUGUGGUUUAUAAUAAUAAAAUGAAUAAUAAUAGGCAGAAGUAGACUGACAGUAAAGGAAACUCAACAGCACUUACUUAGCCAUUCUGGCAGAAUCACACGCACGCGCGCUCACUAAGCUUCCCCUCUUUUUAUAUAAAUGAUGCAUCCCUUACUUCCUAGUCAGAAGCAUCAACCACAAGCUCCCACUUCCCCUUUCACAUUUUUUUCAUUUUGCUUUUAUUCAUCUUUCUCAGUUGGUUAAACUCUGUUUUGUUACUCUCAUUUUAUUUGUUAAUCCAGAGAAAAGAAAAAUGUAUUCAUGGGAAAAGCCGAUAAUACGACCUCAGCAAAGGCGGAAGACACCAUCGUUUUCUUCCUCUCUGUUGGAAGCCAUUUACCAUUCGAUCGAUGAAUCCAAAGAAGAAGACGAAGAAAAACGUCAAGAAGAGAAGCAUGUUCCGAAUAAAAGGAACAACGAUGAAGAAGAAAUUGUGAGCCUUCGACGUGCAAUCUUGAUUGAGAAAUGGAUGGAAAGUUACAAGUAUACUCAAAGCUCAGGACACUUCAGUUCAGAUUCAAGCUCAUCAACAGACUCAAGCAUGUUUUCUUCCUCAGAAACUGAUCAGUCAGCUUCAAAAUCAUCACUUCUUCACACAUUGCCAAAACCAACAAGACAAGUUCUAGGAAGGUCACAGAAGGUUGUUACAUUCUCUGCAGAGACAACUCCAAAAUGUGAAGGAGGAAGAUUCAUGAGAACAAAAUCUAGAGCCUUGAAGAUUUAUGGUGACUUGAAAAAGGUCAAACAACCUAUUUCACCAGGUGGGAAAAUCGCAAACUUCUUGAAUUCGAUAUUCAAUUCGAGGAACAUGAAGAAAAAUAAUCACGAAGGUCUGGAAGAUUGGAGUUCAGUGAGGAAAUCAAGAUCAGUGAAUGACUCAACUACUGUGACAUGUUCUUUGGCUACAAGAUCUUCUUGCUUGAACAAAACCCCUUCUUUGAGAGGCAAUAAAUUGAAAAGGUCAGUGAGAUUUUGCCCUGUAAGUGUAAUUGUUGAUGAAGAUUGUCAACCAUGUGGUCACAAGAGCAUAUACAAGAAUGAAGAUUUUCAACCAUGUGGUCACAAGAGCAUAUACAAGAAUGAAGAUUGUCAACCAUGUGGUCACAAGAGCAUAUACAAGAAUGAAGAACCAAGAAUUCCAAAAGCGGGGUGGAGCUUCAGAAAAUUGGAGGGGAAGCAUAUGAACAAGCAGCAAUACAGAGGAUUUUACCAAAGGGAAGAUGAAGAAGAGGAAGAAGAAGAUGAUGGUAGGAGUUGUGCAAGUUCUGAUCUUUUUGAACUUGAGAACAUAGGCAUGAUUGGUCAUGUUCAUGCAAUUAGAGAUGGCUUGCCUGUGUAUGGAACCACUAGUUUUAAAAUGAAUCAAGCCAUUGCUCGGGGUUUAGUUAUGUGAUCAUGCAUGUAACAUUUCAUUAGAUCAUCAAUGUAAAACGCUUAAAAUUUUGAGUGGUUAAUUUGUUUUCUUGUGCUAGGUUUUUCUCCAUCUUUGUGUCAUAU